CAAAAGGGCGGUGCAAAGAUUCAGAAAGGUAUAAAAACACUUUUCGUUCACCAGCCAACCACAUAACAAGAGCCCUCGUCCAAAAACGAUUACAAAGAAUCACUUCUUUCAAGAAGAAUCCCCAUCCAGCAUCAGCCUCAGCUACAGAAUAAUGGCCGGAGCACUUAACCUCUGUUCUUCGAGGAGCUUGGUCUUCAUCGUAUUGGCCAUCCUAUGCUGUUCCCUGCUAUGCGAAACGCGGGCUCAACAGUUUUACCCCAACGGUCGCUAUGGAAGAAGAAGCGUCAUUCCUCCUCUUGCUGAUUCAACGCAAGACUUCCGAGUAGCAAUUUCUGGAGAUGAUUCACUGAUUUGCAAAUUCACAGGUUAUGCUGAUUACUAUAGGUGCACGAGAAAAGAAGGCACAGCCGACCAAGUUCUCAACUGAGCAAAGAAGAAGAUAUACAUAAAAAUAAUUUUAUUUCUGAAUAUAUAUACUUUUUUCUUGGAUUGUGAUAUUUAUGUAUGAAUAAGGAAACAACAAUGAAUCAAUAAAAUAUAACUUUCACGGUA
Molecule: messenger RNA, 552 nt
Organism: Stegodyphus dumicola
Lineage: Eukaryota; Metazoa; Arthropoda; Arachnida; Araneae; Eresidae
Product: RYamide neuropeptides-like
Source: RefSeq, a predicted model, not a curated record